CGCCAUGUCAUUCUCGUCAUCUAAUAGCUGCGGAUGAAAGAGCGGAUAUUCCUGACGUCUCACGCACGAUCACACGAGUCACGACACUCAUCGAACGACCAGCACACCCUUGCCAAAAUGGAGAAGCUCAAACACGAGAUCGAGACCACGGAGCCGGACGUGCCAUUCCGUGCGACCGACAAGCAUGUUCACUACACCUGGGCGAAGACUUUCCAGUCCCGACCGGAGCUCUACAUCCAACCGCGAUCGCUCGAAGAAGUUCAGAAGAUCGUACUGCUUGCACGCAGGUGUCGCAAGCGGAUUGUAGUAGUAGGAUGUGGACACUCGCCGAGCGACUUGACCUGCUCCUCGUCAUGGAUGGUCAAUCUGGAUCAUUACAGCAAAGUGCUGAAGGUGGACAAGGCGAAGAAGACACUGCUGGUGGAGGGUGGCAUCAGGCUCGCUCAGCUGAACGCAGAAGCGAAUCGCCAUGGCUUGACAAUGCCGAACUUGGGCAGCAUCGAUGAGCAGAGCAUCGUGGGGGCAAUCGCAACGGCGACACAUGGCAGCUCGUUGAGACAUGGCCUGCUGAGCGACUCUGUGCGUAGUCUACGGAUUGUGCUUGCAAACGGAGCUGCAGUCAGAUGCUCCAAAGACCAGAACCAGGAGCUCUUCCGCGCUGCGCUUAUAUCUCUCGGCGCCCUGGGAAUCAUCGUGGAAGUGGAGUUCGAAAUGACCGAUGCAUGCCACAUUGAGUGGGAGCAAACCCUCCUCCCUCUGAAGGAGAUCCUGGAAACCUGGGACAACACUUUGUGGACACAGAAGGAGUUCACCCGAGUGUGGUGGAUGCCUUAUACGAAGCGUGCAAUCAAAUGGUCCGCCGAGAAGACAUCAAAGCCGCUUCGAGCUCCAAUAGAAUCCUGGUAUGGUGGCUCUGUUGGUUUCCACACCUACCACAACCUUCUCUGGCUCUCAAACUACAUUCCGUGGAUCCUCCCAAGCAUUGAAUGGUUCGUUUUCGGGAUGCAAUACGGCUUCUCUCCGGGCAUCAAGACCACCGCCGUGGAAGAGCUCAGAACAGGCUUGCUGAUGAACUGCCUGUACUCUCAAUUCGUCAAUGAGUGGGCCCUCCCGCUUUUCAAAGGACCUGAAGCAAUUACACGUCUCUCGGCCUGGCUUAAUGGCGAGUCGGGUGGUGGUGGUAUCCCUUUCAGCAGCAAAGGACUGUGGGUGCACUGUCCGAUCGAAGUGCGAGUUUCCGACACAAGCACACGUCAGGGACCAAGACCGCUCCUGGACAACACCAACGAGGACGGUCCAACUUUGUAUCUCAAUGCCACUCUCUACAGAGCACAUCUUCGAGACCCGCCAUGUCGUGCUCGCUACUACGAAGCGUUCGAGUGGUUGAUGCGCGAUCUUGGCGGCAAGCCACACUACGCGAAGAACUUCGUAGCGACCGACAUUGGCGAGUUUUUGGGUGACAACCUGACGCAGUGGCUCAAGGUCCGAAACGAGGCCGAUCCAGACGGCAUGUUCCUGGGCGAGUGGCAUCGUCGGUCCCUGGGACUAAGAGAUUCUCGCUUCUCACUUGAAGAAAAGGAGAUCUCGCGCAGUCCUGCCCCCAAUGGCGGACAGAUUUGGGUUGGUGAGAUUGCUGGUGGUGGUACCGCCGCUCGGUGUGAGGCUUCUACUGAACAGAAGCCGGCCAGUCCCAGUGCCAGCUCGAGUGCUAGCAGCUUCGACAUGAUGCACGGUUCCGAGGCGGAGAGGAGUACACUUUUCAACGGAUCGGAUUAUGAUUACGAUGAUGGCGAGGAGACCGACAGGGACCAGAGCAGAUAUCACGGUCACCCAAAGACUAGGCUCACAGGCACGGAGGUCUUUGAUAAAAUGUAG
Molecule: messenger RNA, 1875 nt
Organism: Zymoseptoria tritici IPO323
Lineage: Eukaryota; Fungi; Ascomycota; Dothideomycetes; Mycosphaerellales; Mycosphaerellaceae
Exons: 1
Coding region: 34-1875 (613 amino acids)
Cellular component (GO): membrane; mitochondrion
Molecular function (GO): FAD binding; D-arabinono-1,4-lactone oxidase activity
Source: RefSeq, a predicted model, not a curated record